AUGAGACCACAAACCCCAGUCAGGGCAGUGCAAUCGAUACGCAGCUGUAUAUCGCAAACUUCACGCUACCGAAACCCUGCCAUACACACGCCACUGCAGUUACAACCCCCACGAAUCUCGCGAUGCAUAUCCACCACCACCUCAAAACAACAUAACCCAACAUCCCGCUCCACAGUCGACCCAACAGAAGUCUCCCACUUCAAUGCGCUCGCGUCAUCAUGGUGGGACCCCCACGGCCCCUCUCGACUCCUACAUCUCAUGAACCCUCUACGACAUGACUUCAUCACACGCUGCCGCUCCAUCACGCCCACACCCGCGACCCAGAAACUCCGCUACCUAGACAUUGGCUGCGGCGGCGGUAUCUUCGCUGAGUCUGCGGCGCGUCUUCCUACUACAACAUCCGUUACAGCCGUCGACCCCACACCGCAAGUCCUCUCCAUCGCCGAAGCGCAUAAAAGGCGCGACCCCACGCUGACGGCGCCGGGUAAACUCACAUACCUCAACACGUCGAUUGAAGAUCUUCCGCGCCCUGCUUCAGAUACCGAGGCUUUCGACGUUGUCACCUUGUUCGAAGUCAUCGAGCAUGUGAACGCUCCUGGACCCUUUCUGGAACACGUGUUGCCGCAUGUGAAGCCCGGGGGAUGGUUGAUAAUGAGUACAAUUGCGCGGACAUGGACGAGUUGGUUGGUUACUAAUGUUGUUGCGGAGGAUAUCCUGGGCAUUGUGCCGAAAGGGACGCAUGAGUGGAGCAAGUACGUUAAUGAGGAUGAGUUGAGGAAUUGGUUUGCGAAACAGCCUGGUUGGGGUACCGUGAGGACUAUGGGGAUUGUGUAUGUGCCUGGGUUUGGGUGGAAGGAGGUUGCUGGAGGUGAGCAGUGGGGGAAUUACUUUUUGGGUGUGAGGAGAGACGCGUGA
Pyrenophora tritici-repentis Pt-1C-BFP is the source of this 915-nucleotide messenger RNA. Its product is annotated as UbiG, 2-polyprenyl-3-methyl-5-hydroxy-6-metoxy-1,4-benzoquinol methylase. NCBI's taxonomy places the organism in Eukaryota, Fungi, Ascomycota, Dothideomycetes, Pleosporales, Pleosporaceae. Gene Ontology annotation, biological process: ubiquinone biosynthetic process. Gene Ontology annotation, cellular component: mitochondrion. Gene Ontology annotation, molecular function: 2-methoxy-6-polyprenyl-1,4-benzoquinol methyltransferase activity. The record is from RefSeq and is a predicted model, not a curated record.